AAAAUAUAGCGUUGUUGGCAGAAACAGCUCUGAGAUUUCUGGAGUUAGUACAGCUGAAAAAUCUGAAUAUGGAAAAUGAACCAAAUGGUGAAGAAAUGGAUGAAACAUCUCACCCUAGUGAUAACUAUGACACAGAGUUGCAAGCCUUGCAUGAAAUGGUCCAGCAGAAAGUUGUGACUUUGCUAAGUGACCCAGAGAAUAUUGUGAAACAAACACUGAUGGAAAAUGGAAUAACACGUCUCUGUGUCUUUUUUGGACGUCAGAAAGCCAAUGAUGUUCUUCUGUCUCAUAUGAUCACCUUCUUAAAUGACAAGAAUGACUGGCAUCUUCGAGGAGCUUUCUUUGACAGCAUUGUUGGUGUUGCUGCUUACGUUGGCUGGCAAAGCUCAUCAAUACUGAAACCUCUGCUUCAGCAAGGUCUCAGUGAUGCUGAAGAAUUUGUCAUUUAUAAAGCCCUCAAUGCUCUUACUUGUAUGUGCCAGUUGGGGCUCUUGCAAAAGCCCCAUAUUUAUGAGUUUGCUUGUGAUAUCG
This is a messenger RNA of Pelecanus crispus (Dalmatian pelican), 531 nucleotides long. Lineage: Eukaryota; Metazoa; Chordata; Aves; Pelecaniformes; Pelecanidae. The record is from RefSeq and is a predicted model, not a curated record.